This is a messenger RNA of Lolium rigidum, 537 nucleotides long. Its product is annotated as dCTP pyrophosphatase 1-like. Gene Ontology annotation, biological process: nucleoside triphosphate catabolic process. NCBI's taxonomy places the organism in Eukaryota, Viridiplantae, Streptophyta, Magnoliopsida, Poales, Poaceae. Bases 18 to 515 code for a protein of 165 amino acids. The record is from RefSeq and is a predicted model, not a curated record. Gene Ontology annotation, molecular function: nucleoside triphosphate diphosphatase activity. The transcript is spliced from 2 exons.
GGGAGAGAUCGCGAGAGAUGAAUGGCGGGGAGGCGGAGCAGGAGAAGGGCGGCGGCGGUUCUUGCGACACUAAGGUGGGGGCAGAGGCGGUGAGCCUCGAGGAGCUGCGGAAGAGGAUGGCGGACUUCGCCAGGGAGAGGGACUGGGAGCAGUUCCACUCCCCCAGGAAUCUCCUCCUUGCCCUGGUAGGGGAGGUGGGGGAGCUGUCUGAGAUAUUCCAGUGGAAAGGAGAGGUGCCCAAGGGGCUUCCUGGCUGGGAUGAGGCAGAGAAGGAGCAUCUGGGAGAGGAGCUCGCUGAUGUGCUCCUAUACCUUGUCCGGCUAUCAGACAUGUGCGGCGUCGACCUUGGCAAGGCUGCGCUGCGCAAGAUGGAGAUCAACGCACGCAAGUACCCGGUUGACCAGUGCAAGGGUUCAUCCAAGAAACACACCUACUACAGCUCCGAUAGCAAUGCCCCUGCUAAUGAAAAUGUCACCACUCUCACCGGUAAUAACGAGCAUAACAACGGAGUCUAAGUCUCUAAAUGGUAGCUUGACU